AUGGAUGAUUCUAAAUCGUUUGAAGAAAAGUCUGAUGAGUCUAUGGAUUCUUCAGAAUCUGAUGAAGAGGGACUGGUUCCGUUACAAAGGCCUGUAUUCCUCAAGAGACCUGGUCGCCAGCAAGGUGACGAUGAUGAUAGAGAUGUUAAGAGGAGGCAAACUCCAAUGCAGGUUGUAGAACGUGAGAAUCAGUCAUUAAAAGCUCGUGAAGAUGCUCAGCAAUUGAUAGGAACCAAUUACAGUUCUGAACAAGACAUGGUGAGACGUGCACUUACUUUGGAUGAUGAUGAUUCUAGGGAUCCUGAACUAGAGAAGCAGCUGUGGUUUCAGAGACAAGAGGCAAGAUCUCGAGCUCGCAGAGAUAGACUAGUGGCCCAGCAGUUGGAAUGGGAGGCCUAUGAGCAUAACAGACAACAGGGUAGUAAACAAUUAAAUACUACACCUGCACCUGCACCUACACCUGCGCCUGCUUCCUCCUCUUUCACAAGAACUUCCAACAACGAUAAUCGUCAUUUCAAACCUGAACGUGUUAGAGACACUACAUUUGGUGCAAGUAAGAAUUCAACACAAGACACAGAGUAUUCUAUUUUGUAA
Zygosaccharomyces rouxii is the source of this 594-nucleotide messenger RNA. RefSeq names its product U4/U6-U5 snRNP complex subunit SPP381 (gene SPP381). NCBI's taxonomy places the organism in Eukaryota, Fungi, Ascomycota, Saccharomycetes, Saccharomycetales, Saccharomycetaceae. The record is from RefSeq and is a predicted model, not a curated record. The coding region runs from base 1 to 594 and encodes 197 amino acids. The transcript has a single exon.